Messenger RNA from Pygoscelis adeliae (Adelie penguin), 3096 nucleotides. RefSeq names its product ankyrin repeat domain 44 (gene ANKRD44). Gene Ontology annotation, biological process: protein localization to ciliary inversin compartment. NCBI's taxonomy places the organism in Eukaryota, Metazoa, Chordata, Aves, Sphenisciformes, Spheniscidae. The record is from RefSeq and is a predicted model, not a curated record. Gene Ontology annotation, molecular function: protein binding. Gene Ontology annotation, cellular component: ciliary inversin compartment. The transcript is spliced from 28 exons. The coding region runs from base 46 to 3096 and encodes 1016 amino acids.
CCACUGGUCCAAGCGAUUUUCAGUGGCGAUCCAGAAGAGAUACGGAUGUUGAUCUACAAAACUGAGGAUGUCAACGCCUUGGAUGCUGAGAAACGAACUCCUCUUCACGUUGCGUCAUUCCUGGGGGAUGCAGACAUCAUUGAGCUUCUCAUUUUGUCAGGCGCUCGUGUUAAUGCCAAGGACAAUAUGUGGCUGACUCCUCUCCAUCGAGCAGUUGCUUCAAGAAGUGGAGAAGCAGUGCAAGUAUUGAUUAAGCACUCGGCCGAUGUCAAUGCUCGGGACAAGAACUGGCAGACACCGUUGCAUGUGGCGGCUGCAAACAAGGCGGUGAAGUGUGCGGAAGUCAUCAUCCCCAUGCUGAGCAGUGUCAACGUCUCUGACCGAGGCGGGCGGACGGCAUUGCACCAUGCAGCUCUGAAUGGCCACAUUGAGAUGGUGAACUUGCUCUUAGCCAAGGGGGCAAACAUCAAUGCUUUUGACAAAAAGGACAGAAGAGCUCUUCACUGGGCAGCGUACAUGGGUCACCUGGAAGUUGUUGCCUUACUGAUUAAUCAUGGUGCAGAAGUGACUUGUAAAGACAAGAAGGGAUACACCCCACUUCACGCAGCUGCAUCCAAUGGGCAGAUUAACAUUGUGAAACACCUCCUUAACCUGGGGGUAGAGAUUGAUGAAAUGAACAUCUAUGGAAAUACUGCACUUCACAUUGCCUGUUACAAUGGUCAGGAUUCUGUUGUCAAUGAGCUGAUUGACUAUGGUGCUAAUGUAAAUCAGCCUAAUAAUAAUGGAUUCACUCCCUUGCAUUUUGCUGCUGCCUCCACUCAUGGAGCACUGUGUCUUGAACUACUAGUGAAUAAUGGGGCAGAUGUUAACAUUCAGAGUAAGGAUGGGAAGAGCCCGCUGCACAUGACAGCUGUCCAUGGGAGGUUCACGCGGUCGCAGACCCUCAUUCAGAAUGGAGGGGAAAUCGACUGUGUUGAUAAGGACGGUAACACCCCUCUGCACGUGGCUGCAAGAUACGGACAUGAGCUUUUGAUUAACACCCUCAUAACCAGCGGAGCUGAUACUGCCAAGUGUGGGAUCCACAACAUGUUCCCUUUACACUUAGCAGCGCUGAACGCUCACUCAGACUGCUGCAGGAAAUUGUUGUCAUCGGGCUUUGAAAUAGACACCCCUGAUAGUUUUGGAAGAACGUGCCUCCACGCUGCCGCUGCAGGAGGUAAUGUUGAAUGUAUAAAACUCUUGCAAAGCAGUGGAGCAGAUUUUAAUAAGAAGGACAAAUGUGGGAGGACACCGUUGCACUAUGCAGCUGCAAAUUGUCAUUUCCACUGUAUUGAGACACUGGUGACAACAGGAGCCAAUAUUAAUGAAACAGAUGACUGGGGACGCACCCCUUUGCACUAUGCUGCUGCUUCUGACAUGGACCAAAAGUGUCUAGAGUUCCUUCUACAAAAUGAUGCCAAUCCAUCCAUCCAAGACAAAGAGGGGUACAACACUGUGCAUUAUGCUGCUGCAUAUGGGCACCGACAGUGUUUGGAACUGAUUGGAAGCAAAACUCCAUUGGAUAUACUUCUGGAAAAAACCAACAAUAUGUUUGAGGAGUCUGAUUCUGCAGCUACGAAAAGUCCUUUGCAUUUAGCUGCCUAUAAUGGUCAUCAUCAAGCCUUGGAGGUACUUCUCCAGUCUCUGGUAGACCUGGAUAUUAAGGACGAGAAGGGACGCACCGCUUUGGACCUGGCUGCGUUUAAAGGACAUGCAGAGUGUGUGGAAGCUCUCAUCAGCCAGGGUGCUUCUGUCACUGUAAAAGACAAUGUCACCAAAAGGACCCCCCUCCACGCCUCAGUCAUUAAUGGCCAUACACCUUGUUUACGGUUGUUGCUAGAAGUUGCAGACAACCCUGACGUGACAGACGCCAAAGGACAAACCCCACUAAUGCUUGCCGUGGCAUAUGGGCACAUUGAUGCUGUUUCUUUGUUACUUGAAAAAGACGCAUCUGUAGAUGCAGCUGAUCUCCUGGGAUGCACAGCUUUACAUCGAGGGAUUAUGACUGGGCAUGAAGAGUGUGUUCAGAUGCUGUUAGAGAAAGAAGUAUCUAUUUUAUGUAAAGACGCCAGAGGCAGAACGCCUCUGCACUUUGCAGCAGCUCGGGGUCAUGCCACUUGGCUGAGUGAAUUACUGCAGAUAGCACUUUCAGAGGAAGACUGCAGUUUGAAAGAUAAUCAAGGUUAUACACCGCUGCACUGGGCUUGUUACAACGGUCAUGAAAACUGCAUAGAGGUACUAUUGGAACAAAAAUCUUUCCGCACAUUCUGUGGUAAUAGCUUCUCUCCAUUGCACUGUGCCGUAAUCAAUGAUCACGAAAACUGUGCAUCACUGCUCAUUGGAGCUAUCGAUGCCAGCAUUGUCAAUUGCAAAGAUGACAAAGGAAGAAAGCCCCUUCACGCAGCAGCCUUCGCGGAUCACGUGGAGUGCCUCCAGCUCCUCCUGAGUCACAGCGCACAAGUGAAUGCUGCGGAUCACGCAGGGAAAACACCUCUCAUGAUGGCAGCUCAAAACGGUCACGUAGGUGCGGUAGACUUUUUGGUGAACAUUGCCAAGGCUGACCUGACAUUAAAAGAUAAGGAGUUGAAUACAUCCUUGCACUUGGCUAGCAGUAAAGGUCAUGAAAAAUGUGCCUUGUUAAUACUUGACGAGAUACAAGAACAGAGCCUUAUUAAUGCAAAAAAUAAUGCAUUGCAGACACCUCUCCAUAUUGCUGCACGAAACGGCUUAAAGAUGGUGGUUGAAGAGUUGCUAGCCAAAGGGGCAUGUGUCCUAGCAGUAGAUGAAAAUGGUCAUACGCCAGCCCUGGCUUGCGCUCCUAACAAAGACGUGGCUGACUGCCUGGCACUCAUUUUGGCUACCAUGAUGCCUUUUUCUCCUUCCAGUUCAAUGACGGCUUUCAACUUCGUUUGUUUUAAAAAAGACAAUUUGGGCAGGACACAUCUCUGCGAUGGCUCCAGUAUGGGUAGCAUUAACUCUUACAAUAAGGCCUUGAGUAAUAACGUAGGAACAGAGGAUGGGUAUAAUGACAAUGAUUCGGAUUCUGAAACGUUUUGA